Messenger RNA from Arabis nemorensis, 1761 nucleotides. Lineage: Eukaryota; Viridiplantae; Streptophyta; Magnoliopsida; Brassicales; Brassicaceae. The record is from the annotation of a GenBank genome assembly.
AUGGGUCCUUUCUCUGUCUUCCUCUGCUUCCUUCUUUUCUCCGGCGUGUCUCUCGCGGCGGACCCUUUCGUCUCCUACGACUUCAAAGUUUCUUACAUCACUGCUUCCCCUCUCGGCGUUCCUCAACAGGUUGUAGCCGUCAAUGAGCAGUUUCCAGGACCUCUGCUUAAUGCUACUACCAACUUCAAUGUUGUUGUUAACGUCUUCAAUCAUUUGGAUGAGCCUCUCCUCUUGACUUGGCCUGGCAUUCAAAUGCGGCGUAACUCGUGGCAAGACGGUGUUCUUGGCACAAACUGCCCAAUUCCUCCUAGAUGGAACUUUACUUACCAAUUUCAAGUGAAAGAUCAAAUUGGAAGCUUUUUCUACUCUCCCUCACUUAACUUUCAAAGAGCAUCCGGGGGUUUUGGUCCCAUCGUCAUUAAUAACCGGGACAUUAUCCCUAUCCCUUUCGCAGAGCCUGACGGUGAAAUCAUCUUCAUUAUUGGUGAUUGGUACACACAAGACCAUAAAGCAUUAAGGAAAAUACUUGACUCUGGGAAAGAACUUGGGAUGCCGGAUGGAGUCCUCAUCAAUGGGAAGGGUCCUUACAAGUAUAACAGUAGUGUUCCUGAUGGAAUUGAUUACUUAACCGUUCAUGUUGAACCAGGAAAAACAUACAGAAUCCGUGUUCACAAUGUUGGGAUCUCGACAAGCUUGAACUUCAGGAUUCAAAACCACAAUUUGCUUUUGGUAGAAACCGAGGGUCACUAUACCUCACAGGCGAACUUUACCGAUUUUGAUAUUCAUGUAGCACAGUCGUAUUCUUUCUUGGUAACCAUGGACCAAGAUGCCGCAAGUGACUACUACAUUGUGGCCAGUGCUAGAUUUGUGAAUGAAACAGUGUGGCAAAGAGUCACUGGGGUCGCUGUUCUCCAUUAUUCGAAUUCCAAAGGACCUGCUUCUGGUCCUCUACCAGUUCCAACUACAGACGUUUCUAGCCCCUGGUCAGCAAUGAACCAGCCAAGAGCCAUCAGGCAAAACACAUCUGCUAGUGGAGCUCGUCCAAAUCCGCAGGGUUCAUUUCACUAUGGUCAAAUAAACAUCACAAACACAUACAUCUUGAGAAGUUUGCCUCCAACAACAAUUAACGGGUCACUCCGUGCUACACUUAACGGGAUUUCGUUUGUGAAUCCAAGCACUCCAGUAAGGCUUGCGGAUCUCAAUAAAGUGAAAGGAGCUUACAAGCUGGACUUCCCUGACAAACCUUUUGAUAGACCUCCUCGUUUGGACAUAUCUAUGAUCAAUGCAACAUACAAGGGCUUUAUACAAGUUGUUUUCCAGAACAACGACACUAAGAUCCAGAGCUUCCAUGUUGAUGGCUAUUCAUUUUUUGUUGUUGGGAUGGACUUUGGUAUUUGGUCAGAAGAGAAAAAGGGCUCAUAUAACAACUGGGAUGCUAUCUCAAGAAGCACAAUAGAGGUGUAUCCAGGGGCAUGGACGGCUGUACUUAUUUCCCUUGAUAACGUCGGAGUGUGGAACAUCCGAGUAGAGAAUCUCGACAGAUGGUAUCUCGGUCAAGAAACUUAUAUGAGGAUCAUGAACCCUGAGGAGAAUGGCAAGACAGAAAUGGAUCCCCCUAGCAACGUCCUUUACUGUGGUGCUCUUAAGAACUUACAGAGGGAACAACACCACUCAGCUGCAACAUCUUUAUUAGAUGGACAUUUGAAGCUACUCUUUAGCAUGCUAAUGGCCUUGCUCGCUUCAGUUUUCACCUUUUGCUGA